Molecule: messenger RNA, 1083 nt
Organism: Cokeromyces recurvatus
Lineage: Eukaryota; Fungi; Mucoromycota; Mucoromycetes; Mucorales; Mucoraceae
Product: Alpha/beta knot methyltransferase
Exons: 1
Coding region: 52-990 (312 amino acids)
Biological process (GO): RNA processing
Molecular function (GO): RNA methyltransferase activity; RNA binding
Source: RefSeq, a predicted model, not a curated record
UUUCAUUAUUAUUUUAUUAUUUUUUUUUUCUCAAUUCCUUCUGGACAAAAGAUGAUUAACAGUAUACCAAAAGUAUUUACUCGUAUUACCAAUAAACAAGGUCAAGUAGUCAAACAUCUUGUUGCUCUUCGAGAAAAAAAACAAUAUCGUCAUCAAAACAAAGCUGUUGUUGUUCAAGGUCGUAAGACGAUUUCUGAAUUAUACGACAGAGGCGUUGAAGUAAGGUCCCUUGUCGUGACAGCGAAAAAGGAACCUCAAUCAGAAUCAGACAUCAAGUAUCCAGCAUCAUAUGUCUUGGAGCAUUACGAAAAGUUUCCAGCACAAAAAUAUUAUGUGACAGAUGUAAAUAUUACUAGAAAAAUUUUAGGAACAGCUUCUAAACCAGAUAACCAUGAGAUCUUUGCUGAAGUGACCAUCCCCGAUCAUGAAUACGAAUUAACACCUGAAAUGGAUCGUUUAGUAAUUCUUGAUGGCGUAAAGGACCCUGGUAACUUGGGAACAUUAGUUAGGACAGCACAAGCAUUAGGAUGGCAAAGAGGAGUGUUAACUGCAGGCACAUCAUGCGAUCUUUUUAGUGACAAGACAAUUCGUGCCUCAAGAGCGGUGUCCUUAAACUGGCCGCAUAAAAUUUUAGCAAGGGGCGAAUGGAUGAAAUUGUUAAAGGAGAAAGGAUUUACGCCUGUUGUUGCUGAUAUGUUACCAAACGAACGUCUUGGGCUCUGGUCUCCAGAACAUGGAGAUGAUUUGUCAAAGUUAGGACUAGGGUCAGGUGCAUGGUUUUGGAAUUUUCAUAAUAGACCCAGAGAACUACCAAAGAAGAUUGCACUUAUAUUAACCUCAGAGCAUCAUGGAGCACACGGUUUCGAUAGCGAACUUAAAGUAUCAGUACCCAUGCAUCCCUCUGUGGAGUCACUUAAUGUGGCCAUUGCUGGAAGUAUUUUGCUGUCUGACUUGAACAGAAUUAUGCCUUCUAAAAAUAGAUCCAUUUAAUAAAAAAAAAAAAAGUUAUUCUAUUAAUAAGUGUAUAUAAAAAUAUGUAUAAAUAUAUUUUUUUUUUGUUUGUUUGUUAAAAAUAUCUUUUCU